AUGGGUGACAAGGACAAACUUAUUUUAGACGAGCCUGUCGAGGAUGGAGUCAAAUCGUACUCUAGAAAGCAUAGUAAAAAAGCAAAAGGAUACCUUCAACUUCCCUGGUACUUUUCCGGUGGCAUUGUCCUGUUCUGGGGACUGCUUUUCGUGGCGGUAGUGAAGCCCCUCUUCUACCGCCUUCCCGAACCCCUCACAGUAGAGGAUGCCUCAAAAGGUGUCUUCAUAGCCGAACGUGCCCAGGCCAAUCUUUAUGAUUUCGAAGCCAUUGGUACCAAGGUGGUCGGCAGCGAUGGAAACGAGCAUAAGACUGUGCAGUUUCUGCUUAAAGAAUUGAAUCUGAUCAAGGAGAACAUUCGGGAGGACCUCUUCGACAUGGAAAUCGAUCUGCAAUAUGCCUACGGUGCGUAUGUGAAGUGGAAUCUGGUCAACAUGUAUCAGGGCAUCCAGAACGUCGUGGUUAAGCUGACUCCCAAGGGCAGUACCAGUGAAAACUAUGUCCUGGUCAACAGCCACUUUGACUCCCAGCCCACGAGUCCCUCAACCGGCGAUGAUGGUCAUAUGGUGGUCUCCAUCCUGGAGGUAUUGCGAGUGAUUUCGUCAUCGACGCAAUCGUUCGAGCACCCCAUUGUCUUCCUUAUCAAUGGAUCCGAGGAGAAUUCGCUGCAGGCAUCCCACGGGUUCAUUGCCUACCACAAAUGGGCAAAGAACUGCAAGGCUGUCAUUAACCUGGAUGCAGCUGGAAGUGGAGGUCGCGAACUCAUGUUCCAGUCUGGACCGAACACCCCCUGGCUGGCCAGUAUUUACAAGCAGGGCGCCAAGCAUUAUUUUUCCACCACCAUGGCUGAGGAAAUCUUUCAGACAGGACUUGUGCCAUCCUACACAGAUUUUGAUAUUUUCGUUGAAUACGGAAACCUUGUUGGACUGGAUAUUGGGCAGUGCAUCAAUGGAUUCGUGUAUCACACAAAGUACGAUCGCAUUGAUGUUAUUCCCCGGGCUGCUCUUCAGAACACAGGAGACAAUCUUUUGGGAUUGGUCCGAACCCUGUCAAAUGCCACUGAGUUGCGUAAUCCCAGCGCAAACCCAAGUGGAAACACCACCUUCUUUGAUGUCCUGGGAUUGUAUCUCAUUACCUAUUCGGCCGACACUGGUGUGAAGCUCAACUAUGCCGUGGCUGCAGCCGCCCUUAUCCUGGUUUAUGUAUCCUUGCUGCGCAUAGCGGAUACAUCGAAUGUCAGCUCCGAACAGGUCCUGAGCUCCUUCGUCUUGGUUCUAGUGGUCCAGGUUAUCGCCUUUGUUCUGGGUCUGGCCCUGCCUCUUUUGGUGGCCUAUGGCUUGGACAAAUACGGCUACUCCCUCAGCUAUUUCGCCACUCCAUCGCUUUUGAUCGGUCUAUAUGUGUGCCCCAGUCUCCUGGGACUUGCACUGCCCAGUUUCAUCUAUCUGAAGCUGAAGAGUUAUGAUAAGGUUUCAGUUGCCCAGCAAGUUCAACUGACACUCCAUGGACACGCCGCCGUCCUAUCGAUUCUCUGCAUUGGCAUCAAUUAUUAUGGAUUGCGGACCACCUACGUUAUUACAUGGACCCUCGUUUUCUACGUCGUACCCUUGGCUUUCAAUCUCCUUACCACCCUGCACGAUCGCGGGUUUUCGUGGACGGCCAUCUUGAAGAUUGUCCAGGUCGCUCCGUUCCUGUACAACAGCUAUCUCUUCUAUUGCUUCAUUGUGAUACUCACGCCAAUGAUGGGUCGCUUUGGACUGGGUACCAAUCCCGACUUGAUCAUCGGAGCUUUGACUGCCCUGGGAACCGUACUAUCCAUGGGUUUUUUGAUUUUACUGAUUAACAUGUCCCGCCGAUCAGGAUUCGUUCUUCUCACCUUGUUAUCCGUGGCCAUCGCAGCUAUCACUAUUGCCAGUUCCUCUGAUAUCGGAUUCCCCUACCGCGCGAAGACUAACGUACAGCGUGUUCCCUACUUGCAAGUGCGCCGGGUGUUCUACGAAUACGAUGGAACCGUCAGCAAGGAUGAGUCCGGAUAUCUGUUCAGUUUUCAGGAUCGUCGCGGAGUUUCUCCGUUGAAGGACACCAAUGUGGAUCUUACGGGCCUGGUCAACAUGACAUCCGACUGCGCCAAGUACAUGAUGUGCGGUAUGCCCCUAUACGAUCAUCGUUGGGUGGAGGCCAUGGACGAUACCAUGUGGCUGCCGCGAGAGACUCCCGUUUGGACGCCAGCUGAACCGAUCUUGGAGCUACGUAACAAGACUGUGCUGGCCGAUGGCAAGACCAUUCGAUUCCAGUUCAAUCUGAACUGCACGGAUCACACCAGUAUUUUCAUUAACCCAAACGAGGAUGUUACCGUCAGCAGCUGGUCGUUCCUUGAGGAAUAUCUAACCUCUAACUCACCACCGUAUCACAUCUACUAUUCCUACGGAAUCGACAAUACACCACUCGAUUUCUCCAUCGAUAUAACGAAACCCGAUGCCGACUUCAACGUCCAACUUUUCGAAAUGGGAAUUUCAGCACAUUACAUGCACGUUGAUGGCGACGAGGAAGCCGUCCAGUUCGCCAAAACUUUCCCCGACUUCGCCGUUACCAUUCAGUGGCCAGCUAUUUAUAAGAAAUACCAAUUCUAA
Messenger RNA from Drosophila suzukii, 2628 nucleotides. RefSeq names its product endoplasmic reticulum metallopeptidase 1. NCBI's taxonomy places the organism in Eukaryota, Metazoa, Arthropoda, Insecta, Diptera, Drosophilidae. The record is from RefSeq and is a predicted model, not a curated record. Gene Ontology annotation, molecular function: metalloexopeptidase activity. Gene Ontology annotation, biological process: proteolysis.